Molecule: messenger RNA, 399 nt
Organism: Seminavis robusta
Lineage: Eukaryota; Bacillariophyta; Bacillariophyceae; Naviculales; Naviculaceae
Source: the annotation of a GenBank genome assembly
AUGGGUGUCCUAAUGGUUUUUCUCGAAAAGGCUACCAAGCUGACCAAUCGCGAUGUGGUGGGCAAGUCUGAUCCUUACGUCAAGUUUCAUCUCAAGCAAGAUAAUUGGGUCAUGGACAAGAACUUUGGAAAAGCCAAGUCGACGACGCAACAAGACAAUCUGGAUCCAUAUUGGAAUGAAACCUAUGCCUUUGAUAUCCCCAGCUUGGACAAGAUGCUGCUGAACAUUACAGUUCUUGACGAAGACCUUGGUCCCGACCAACACUUGGGAGAGUGCACCAUCCCUCUGGACCAACUCGGUUUGACGGAUGAGCUCAUGGAUGUGGACAGAAUCAUUGAUGGCAACUCCUUUCAUAAGGAUGCCAGAAUUUAUCUCAAGCUGUCCUACAAAGAAUCCUGA